GGAGAAAGUACGUCACGCGCUUUUGGUGAACAGGAUAUUUCACGCCAAAUCAUCAAUAUGGCUAAGAAAAUUUAAGUUCCUCUUAUUCUAAAAUUUCCCGGCGAUCUCAACUCAUAUUAGAAUGGUAACGUCAAAAAUACCAAGUUCGGAUUACUUUAAGAUGCGAACAGGAAACAUAAUUUGUAAACAAUUUGUAUGCUCGACCAUAUUCCAUGACGUCGGCAGUUUUCAACAAAUUUAGUGAGCUUCAAAAUAGUUUAACAUCUUACCAAUCCCGAAAUUUGAUAAACGAAAUUACUAUGCUAAACAAAGCCUCUCACAACGUAUCAUUAGAAAACACUGAUAUGUUUUGUAAUGAAGAAAUGCCAGCAGAUGAUGUUCCUUCUGAUAAUGUACCUGAUUUUAUCCAACAUAAUUCUUUUCACCCUGAUAAUAAUACAAAACCAUCAUUAUGCCCUAAUAUAUUAGAUUUUAAUUCAGAGGACUCAGUUCUUGACGAAGAUUAUAUUCCGGAUUCAAGCGAAGAUUCAGACGAUUUAAAUUUGCCAGAAAACGUUCCUUCGCACCGAAAAUUGCCAAAGAAAAGUCAAUUACGAACUUUUCCCACAAAUUUAACUGAGCCUUCUACUUAUACAGCUACACUCACCAAAUCUUCACCAUCUCAUACAUUCCGUAAUUCACUGUCGUCAAAUAAACAUAAAAAAAGACGCGUUACGACAGAUUUUCGAGAACUAAGAUGCGUUUAAAAUGGGAAAAAAAGAGCCAAGAAAACACAUUGUAGAUUGGACUAAUAAAAACAAAAAUAGUCACACUAUGCAAACGAAAAGCACUGGUACGGGGAGAAGUGAACUUGAUGUCCAACCAUAGAAACGAAAGAAGUAUGACACUGGCCUAGGUGAACGGAUUAAAGAGAAGAGAGCUAAAAAGCAAUUAGAAUACUGAGCAAUUUACUGAGCAAGAUAGAGCACAGUUAAACUCUGAUUUUUGGAGUUUGUCUUUUGAACAGCGAAGAGUUUUUGUUAUGUCUCAAGUGGCUGUAGCAGUUCCGAAAAGAAAAUACACAAGUGAACCUAAAAGAAAGCCGAAAAUAUGUUUUGCGUUUAAGAAGAAAAGAAGUGGAUAUGUUAUUGACGUGUGUAAAAUUUUUUUUUGACUACCUUGGGUUAAAAAAAAUAACGACGCAAUAUUGAGGUCACUUGAUGUUACAAAUCCCAUUCAUUAACGAAAACGCCUCGUAUAGAUCGCCAGUUAAUUAUUAACCACAAACAAUCAUUCAAUCCUGCAUAGUGCACUACAGACGCGAGCACGCGUCAUUGAGACGAUAUUUACCGAGCGAUAUCAAUAUAACUUCUAUGUACAAAGAUUUCUGUUCAAAAUAUCCAGAAGAAAAUAAAAUAUAUGUCCUAUGAGGUUUAUCGCAAACAACUCAAAACUAUUUCAUUCACUCGACUUGGUAAUGAGGAGUGCGAAAUGUGUGAGUCUUUUAAUUUACAUAAAAAGCAAACAUCACAUGAUUGUAAUACUGUAGUAGAUUGCAAUCCUUGUGUCGAAUUUCUAAAACAUCGCCUUAAGUAUACACAAGCCAGGGAGUUGUAUACUAAGCAUAAAAAUCUGGCCCAAAGUGACAAUGUAAUUUAUAUACCUUCAGAUUUAGAAAAGAUCAUAAUGCUACCAAGAUUAGAAUCCUUUAAAAGUAUAAUCUUUUGCCCACGUUUAAUUACUUACAAUCAAAUUUUUGCUCCACUGGGAACAAUAACAUCUAAUUAAAAACCUUUAACCGUUUUGUGGCAUGAUGGUAUAGCUGGACGGACACAAGAAGAUAUAAUGAGCGCCUUCUAUGUAUGUUUAAUGAAAAAUCGCGAUAUCCAGAACAUUAAUAUAUGGUUAGAUAAUUGUACAGCGCAAAAUAAGAAUUGGCUACUUUUAUCUAAAUUAGUUCAUAUGGUAAACAGUGACUUAAUAUCUACAGAAGAAAUUUCCUUAUUUUAUUUUUAACCUGAUCAUACGUGUAUGAGCGCUGAUCAAGUUCACCAUCAGGUAGAACUUGCAAUGAAGAAGAAGGGUAAUCUGUAUUACUUUACCGAUUUCGAAGACGCAGUUGCUUCGAUAAAUAACUCCAAAGUGAUAGUCAAAUCUAUUUCACCACAAAAUUUUGUUAAUGUUCAAAAUUUUAUAAGUGACAGGCGUAUACAAAAAAGUAACCCAAGAGGUCACUCAUAAAAUAUGAAACAUGUUUGUUUUAAACGAAAUUCAUUUGGGUUACUAUAUAAAAAUAAUUUUAAUGAAGAUUUUAUAUAUCUGCAAUUUAUGACUGACAGAUAUUUAAAAAAUCCAAGUUGUAUGAUUCUCACAUUUAGCACUUCUCCAAAAGGCGUUGAACUUAACCGAAAAACUACGUCAAUUGACAAAUUAACGCCUAUAGUACCGCCACAUAAAUUGACAUUUUGGAAAACAUUGCCAACAAAAACUGAUGACGAGGAGGGGAAUGAAACUAGAUUUAUGUUAACGUUGAUAACUUUUAAAUAUUGUUAAUGAUAAUAUUAAAAGAUAAACAAUUUCUAUGAUUGGGAGACGGGAGGAGAGGACGGAUAACAAUGUUUUAAAAUACGACAUUUAAAAAUAAAUCUAGUUCCUGAUUCAUGAAACAAGUAUAAGUACUAUUAUUAGUGCUUUCGGAUUCACGCGAAAUACAGUAGGAAAAAUGAAAGAAUACCCAUGAACGAACAUAUAAAACACGCUGCAUUUUCCUGUCACCGUGUCACACAAAAUUUUUUGUGUGACACGGUGACAGGAAAAUACAGCGUGUUUUAUAUGUUCGUUCAUGCGUAUUCUUUCAUUUUUCCUACUGUAUGUCUCAUCAAAAUCUUAUCCAUCAUAUCCACUCAAUUCCUUAUGUGUUUUGUUAUUUUUCUUAAAACAGUCUACGA
Molecule: messenger RNA, 2927 nt
Organism: Diabrotica virgifera virgifera (western corn rootworm)
Lineage: Eukaryota; Metazoa; Arthropoda; Insecta; Coleoptera; Chrysomelidae
Exons: 2
Coding region: 213-746 (177 amino acids)
Source: RefSeq, a predicted model, not a curated record